Molecule: messenger RNA, 859 nt
Organism: Notolabrus celidotus (New Zealand spotty)
Lineage: Eukaryota; Metazoa; Chordata; Actinopteri; Labriformes; Labridae
Product: zinc finger BED domain-containing protein 4-like
Exons: 2
Coding region: 1-561 (186 amino acids)
Molecular function (GO): protein dimerization activity
Source: RefSeq, a predicted model, not a curated record
AUGCUGUACCUGAAAUCGAAGAUCCUCCACCGUCCUUCAGAUCUGGCGUUUGGGACUACUUUGGGUUUCGAGUUAAGUAUGACCCUGAUGGAAAGCGAGUCGUGGACAAAAACACAACAGUAUGUCGACCUAGCCGCAGGCACCACAGAAGCAACCACCGCCGCAGAGACUCAAGCAGCAGACUCAUCAGAUUCAUCAUCAGCAUCUCCACCAGAGAAGAAGAAGUCAGCCAUGAAGGAGUUGUUCGGAGAAUGGUUCAUGGCCCAGGAGCCAAGGACCAGGUCUGCAGACGAAGUGGCAGAGGAGGAGAUGAACUUGUACAGGUUAGCGGACUGCAUUCCCACAGAUGGUAACCCACUCAGAUGGUGGAAGAAACAUCACAGCUCGUACCCUCACCUUGCCAUGUUGGCACAGCCUUACUUGGCUGUUCCUGGAACCUCUGUCCCCAGUGAGAGAGUGUUUUCCACAGCAGGUGACAUUGUCACAGCAAGUAGAUCUGUACUGUCAGCAGAAAAUGUGGACAUCCUCAUUUUUCUGAAGAAAAACUUGAAAAUUGAGUAAAACUGUUUUUUUUGAGGUGGUCCUUUUAUUUAAGUUGUUUAUGUUUUACAUGCAGCUAAGUGUACUAGUAGCACUCCAGAAGAUGGGUGAGGUGUAGCUCCAUCAGAGAGUGAUUUAUUUUAUAGGGACCUGUUUUUGUUUAAUAUGCUGCUGAGAAUAUACCCCAGAAGAUGGGUAUGGUAUAGCUUUUAUUCUGUAAGGAGCAAUUUAUUUGUUAUAUAUACUCUGCUGCUAAGAAUGCACCACAGAAGAUGGGUGAUUUCUCCAUCAGAUACAUUUCUUUUUUAUUAUUAUUAUU